UGCGGGGGACAAUAUAUAUACCGUCUGCAGAUCAUUCGCGAUAAGUCAAUUUUAUAAAAGGCUUCGGUUCAAGCGAAAUUCACACCAGAAGAUCUGCCAAGAUGUUCAAAUCCAGUGCUCUAGUCGUUUGCCUCUGUCUGGCCGUGGCCAGCGCCAAUCCCGUUCUGAAGAGUGGCCGUAUUGCCGGAGGAAUCGAUGCCGAAGAAGGACAGUUCCCCUACCAGGUUUCGCUGCGUACCGCUUCGAAUAACGCUCACUUCUGCGGUGGCUCCGUUUUGAACAACCGUUGGAUUAUCACUGCUGCAUCAUGCGCCCAGGGUAAGGAACCGGCAGGUAUCUCCGUUAUGGCAGGAAGCAAGAGUCUGACCCGUGGUGGAUCGAUCCAUCCGGUGGACCGCAUCAUCGUGCACCCGAACUUCGAUGUCACCACCUUGGCCAACGAUGUUGCCGUUAUGCGAGUGCGUGUUCCAUUCAUGUUGAGCCCUGACAUCAUGGCCGUGCAGAUGUCCUCUGAAUAUGUAUCGAUCGCUUAUGGUGCUCUGGUGUCCGGAUGGGGACGUCGUGCGAUGGAUAGCCCAACCUUCCCGGAUUGGCUGCAGUACGUUCCGGUGACCAUCAUUACCAACACUGAGUGCCGCGUGCGUUUCGAGUCACCGUACGAUCAGCGUAUCACCGAUAACACGAUCUGCUCGUCGGCUCCGGUGGGCCGUGGUGCCUGUUUGGGAGAUGCUGGUGGCCCACUGUUGCACGGAGGCGAGCUGCAGGGUGUCGUUUCCUGGGGUAUUCCUUGCGGAUUGGGCUACCCGGAUGUGUACGCCCGUGUUUCCGUCCACAGGCCAUGGGUUCUGGUGCACACUAUGGUGUAAGUUCCUUUCUUUAAGACGAGUCAUCUGGUGGAGAAUAAAGUUCGUGAGUUUAGUGAAAAAACAA
This is a messenger RNA of Aedes aegypti (yellow fever mosquito), 930 nucleotides long. RefSeq names its product chymotrypsin-2. The record is from RefSeq and is a predicted model, not a curated record. Gene Ontology annotation, molecular function: serine-type endopeptidase activity. The transcript has 3 exons. The coding region runs from base 102 to 866 and encodes 254 amino acids. Gene Ontology annotation, biological process: proteolysis. NCBI's taxonomy places the organism in Eukaryota, Metazoa, Arthropoda, Insecta, Diptera, Culicidae.